AUGAUGGCCUACCUUUGCAGCAUCAACAGCAGCGACCGCAGCAGUCAAUGGAUUGACAUCAUCAUCAUCAUCAUCAUCAUCAGAGUCGCAAUAUCAUUCUCUCUUUUUCUUUCUGGUACCCACUUCGGACGUCGUCAUUACAGUCACUGUCACGACGAUGACAAUGACGUCCGCACAAAUAAUAGCGACGACUAUGUCCAAAUCUAUCUCACUCUGUUCAUAUUUUUAUUUCUAUCUCUCUGUUUAUCUUCCCUCUCUCUCUCUGUCUGUCUAACGUUACUCAUAUCUAUCUAUCUAUCUAUCUAUCUAUCUAUCUAUCUAUCUCAGUCUAUUCAUAUCUAUCUCUCUAUUGUUGAUUCCUAUCUACAAUCUAUAUAUCUAUCUAUCUAUCUAUCUAUCUAUGCCUGCUCAUCUAUAUAUCUGUCUCAACCUGCCUCAUUCUAUCUAUCUAGACAGCUAGCUAUCUCUACCUGCUCCCAUCUAUCUAUCUAUCUAUCUAUCUAUCUAUCUAUCUAUCUAUGCAUUUGUGUGUGUAUUCACAUCUCUGAAGAUGUUUAUUAUAUAGUUGUGUGCGCGUGUAUCCAUGUCGUUUAA
Messenger RNA from Acanthosepion pharaonis, 594 nucleotides. The record is from the annotation of a GenBank genome assembly. Lineage: Eukaryota; Metazoa; Mollusca; Cephalopoda; Sepiida; Sepiidae.